Messenger RNA from Leptomonas pyrrhocoris, 1968 nucleotides. RefSeq names its product putative mitochondrial membrane protein YIP1. The coding region runs from base 181 to 1968 and encodes 595 amino acids. NCBI's taxonomy places the organism in Eukaryota, Euglenozoa, Kinetoplastea, Trypanosomatida, Trypanosomatidae. Gene Ontology annotation, cellular component: trans-Golgi network; membrane. The transcript has a single exon. The record is from RefSeq and is a predicted model, not a curated record. Gene Ontology annotation, biological process: endoplasmic reticulum to Golgi vesicle-mediated transport; vesicle fusion with Golgi apparatus.
GUGAGAAACACGAGGGGGGCUGCAGACACGUCACUUCAUCUGUGAACCGCUGAGUCGAAAGAUACAUUUAUUUGCUGUUUUCUGCACACGGACGUGCGCCCGCGGUGCCUCAUCAGCGACACACCGCAUCAUUUAUUAUUAUUCUUAUUAGUAUUACUAGUCACCGCGAAGUCUCCCCAAAUGAGCCAACAGCGCCCCUACGAAGGCUUCUCCUACCCGGCAGAGUUCCAAAGCGGGGUGGGCGGUGCCGGUGACACGACUUUCCCCGCUGCCCGCGCCACACCUCCGGCCUCGACUUUUCCCGCCGGCGCGGUGGGAGGUGUAAGCAACACGGGCCUCACCCGGCGCUCUGCCCAACACACUGGCAGUGCCCUCACGAGCAACUUCGCUUCAGCCGUAGCGAACAGCAACGCCUCCUCGACGGGCAACGGACCCGUCACGGUGCCGAUCAACGCCUCGUCCCCCAGCGGGAACGGCCAGGUCCUGGGCAGCUACGGCUACUUCCACGGUCACGGCAACAGUAUCGACGUGAACAGCGGGUACAACAGCGACUCCGGCAGCUCCGCGUCGAACCUGCACUACAUGUCCGGCAGCGGCUACCCGAUGACGGGGAUGUCGUCCCGCGUGGCGGAUGUGGCUGUGGGGGUCAACGAGACCUCAAACGCGACGGACGUCUCGCCGGUGCGCCUGCCGCCCGCACCGCGCUUCACUGCCGCCCGACAGGGAUCGGCCGUGCCGGGCGCGAGCUGCGGCGACGGCAAUAACAACAGCGGUGGCGGCGGCGUUUUCCAAACCGGCGGCAGCGACGGGCGUGCGGGGUCGGCGGCAAACAGCACCCGCAGCAGCGUCUCCGGGCGGCCGCCCGUGGCCCCACCCGCCUUCCUCCCCUCGCGCCCCUUCCCUCAGACCCCACCACACAAUUUGUCCUCUCCCCCGCCGGGUGGCGCUGCGCAGGCGCAUUCACAUCAGCAGCAACCGUACAUGUUGCCGAUGCCGUCUUCGAUGCACAGCGCGGAGCGGCACGGCGGCAACGACCCACUGGGGGAUUCGGGCUCGCCGGACCUCAACGCAGCACCGCGUCUGCCGUUCAUGAUGGGUCCGAGCACGGCGGGCCCACGCAUGCCAACCGUGUCGAGCGACAGCGGCCACGGCUACGGCGGCGGCGGGGGAGGCGGUGGUGCGUCUACCAGCCUCAGCGGCGGCUUCCUUGGCCGCUUCCUCACGCAGGUGCUGCCCACCUUCGACGACGGUAAUUCCAUGAAUGCGCAAGGCGGCGGCGGCGGCAGUCUUCCCCGCGAGCGGCCGCCGUAUCAGCUGCGCUUUGGGUGCCCUGAGGAUGAUCUGCCUCUGCUGGAGGAGCUCGGCAUUUUCCCGCGGCACAUCCUCGACAAGGCGCGUGCGGUGCUGAACCCCUUCAAGACGAUGAGCGUUGACGCAGCCAAGGACCCGGAUUUGGCCGGCCCCGUCCUCUUUGCCCUCUCCCUCGCCCUUCUCCUUUCCCUGCGCGGCAAGAUCCAGUUUAGCGCCAUCUACGGACUUUUUGUGCUUGGUGUCGCCUUUUUCAAGGUCCUGCUGUCGCUCAUGCAGCCGAAGGGCGGUGGCGCGCCGCUGCAGUUAGUGGUAAGUACGGUGGGGUACGGCCUGCUGCCCACCGUGCUGUUGGCGCUUGUUCGCACGACGUGCUCUUGGCUGCUCACGCGGCGCAGUCUCUUGCCGUUGACGUUGUUGAUGAUUCUCUGGUCCGCGUGGUGCGGGUCGUCGCUGGUGGCGAAAGGCCUCGGCAUGGAGGAGCAGCGCUACCUCGUUUUGUAUCCCAUGCUGCUCUUUUACGCCGCCUUCGAUGCGCUGACCGUCUUCUGGAUGGGGGGGGGGGAGGAGGCAACGGAGGCCCGACUUGGCACGACAUGUCGUGUAGUCUUCUUUAUUUUUUCUUUUCAGUAUUGCGUGCACCUGCGUGUUUGUUUCUGA